This is a messenger RNA of Anneissia japonica, 3946 nucleotides long. Its product is annotated as ubiquitin carboxyl-terminal hydrolase 32-like. Lineage: Eukaryota; Metazoa; Echinodermata; Crinoidea; Comatulida; Comatulidae. The record is from RefSeq and is a predicted model, not a curated record. The transcript is spliced from 27 exons. Gene Ontology annotation, biological process: protein deubiquitination. Gene Ontology annotation, molecular function: calcium ion binding; cysteine-type deubiquitinase activity. The annotation marks the transcript as partial. Gene Ontology annotation, cellular component: Golgi apparatus.
AUGGCGACGAAUUAUAAUGUGUCGUAACCACCACAAAUGUUAUGAGGAUUUUGUUCCAAUACACGGGAUACUAUGAACUGAUUUAACAUCAGCAAUGGGAAAUAAAGAAUCAAAAGCGACAGUUCUACCCUAUGAAGAAGCUGUCAGACGAGUAAGUGAUGAAGAACUCAAACGCCUCAGAGAUGCGUUCAAGCGUUACUCACUUCCCUCCGGUUUCAUGAGUCGACCUGUAUUUGUGAAAGAUGUACUAGGAGACUGCGUUCCACUGAAACUUGGAGAGCAUCUUUACUAUGCCUUCGGAGGGAGCAACAAGGGCAUAGUAUUCAAAGAGCUUUUAUGUGGACUGGUUUUACUCACUAAAGGAAAACGCAUUGAGAAAAUUAAAUUCAUUUUUCAAUUGUGUGCCAAUGAAGCGGGAAUGCAUGUCAACCGUGAUGAUUUACAGAACUUCAUUCUCGCGUGUGAUGGUGGCCCAGUGCCAAUAGAAGUCAAACAGCUGUUCCGAGGGGCUGACCAUGUAUCAUAUGAGCAGUUUUGCUCCUGGCUUCUCAACCAUACCGGGGUCAUGAAGAUUUCCUCCUGGCUCCUAGAAGAUACACAGCGCCAAGGCCUCAGACUGUCAGACGAUGGAGACACACCCACCUUCUACCAAACACUAGCUGGUGUCACGCACUUGGAAGAAGUUGAUAUAAUUGAGCUUGAGAAGAAAUAUUGGAUGCUACAAGCUCAGUCGAAGACAGGACGCUUUGAUCUAGAGACGUUUACACCUUUAAUAUCACCACCUGUACCGAAAGACCUCUGUAAAGGUUUAUUUCAUGCGUUUGAUGAGAAUCAUGACGAGCAUAUAGAUCUAAAAGAGAUGGCUUGCGGCUUGUCAGCAUGCUGCAGAGGUCCAUUAACAGAGAGACAGAAAUUUUGUUUUAAAAUAUUUGACAAAAAUCGUGAUGGUUUAUUGGACCGACAAGAACUUGAAAGCAUGUGUGCUUCCCUUAUCAACAUCCGUAAGGAAUUACGCGCAGGAAUGGAAAUAAAAUUUGCUGGAGAAAUAAAAGAAAAUCCAAAUAUACGAAGUGCCAGGUUCAGGGAAUUGGAUUAUGAAAAAAUUGAGAAAUUAAACCCUGUUGCCAUCGCUGGAGACAUCUUAGCAGCUCAUGAUGGUGAUGAGGAUGGCAGCAUCACACCGGAGGAAUAUCAGAUGUGGACAGUUAAAAGCAGUCUCCCUGAUGACUUCUGUAAUCUGCUCUUUGAGGUUUGUCAUGUUGUCCUGGGGCUCAGGCCUGCAUCACGAGAGGAAGAGAAAAAAGUAGUGUUGGGCUGGAUAGAUAGGGAAAAGAGGCGUGGCCUACAAAUGGGUACAACUUGGUACCUCAUUGCAAUAGACUGGUGGAGAUCAUGGAAUAAAUAUGUCAAUUACAAUCCUAAAAGUGUGAACCACGCUACCAGUUCCCCGCUGAAGAGUAACACCCUACCUCGAAACCUACACAGCAACACUCAAGCAUGGUCUAAUAGGCCCGGAGGAAGUCCUAAUUUCCCACGCAGGUCAACAGCUUCAAAGUCAGAUAACAUUCGACCUGGAAGCAGCCUCUCUGGAUUAUCACCGACAGGUUCUCCGCGUAGUUCUGCAUAUCAUUAUUCCCCAAGGAAAGGUGCUUAUGAGUAUUCAGGUAUUCCACUUGUUCCAAUUAGACCCGGCCCAAUUAAUAAUGCCCCACUCAUCGUACAGGAUCCUAAAAAGGUCCCAGUUCUAACUAAUGAAGGUGGAAGGUUAAAAAGAAGUUUGAACCCAAUCAUAGGCCGAGAAUUUGAGAUCAUUCCUGAUCCGGUAUGGAAAGCACUGUAUCAAUGGUAUGCAGGAGGACCAAUUCUACCUAGAAAUGUAAUAACCCCAACAAAAGGUGAUAGGUUACCUCAUCUUGAAUUGUACCCACUGAAUGUGAAAUUACUGCGUCACCUAACAAACACUCCUAAGCAGGGUAAUGUUGGCAUUGGUGGGUUAUCAAUUGGUAGCGGUGGUAUAUCUUGGAAUAACUCAAGCUCAACGAGUAAUGCGACGACCACGCCCAAACGUUACCUUGCGUACACCGCAUCAUUUAGUAAAAUGCAUACGAUACAACAGGUUCAUGAAUUUUUAUGUGCUCGGCUUAGGGUCAGGGCCGAGGAAAUGCGGCUAUGGAGUCUGAAAGAUGAGAAUAAUCCAGUUUUAUUAGAAGAUGAACCCGUUGUACUAGAACAGCUUAAAAUUGUGGACGACCAACCGAUGCUCAUAGAAAUUCGCAAUAAAGACCUCAGUUGGCCAGAAGAAAUGUCAUUACUAGCAAAAAAUAAACAAGAUAAACACAAACAAGUGCACACAGAGUGUGGUGUGACUGGUCUUAGUAACCUUGGCAAUACAUGUUUCCUCAACUCGGCCUUGCAGUGUAUUAGUAAUACUCAACCAUUGACUAUGUACUUCAAAUCAGAAUGCUACCUGUAUGAACUUAACUCAACCAACCCAUUGGGUAUGAAAGGCCACAUUGCAAGACGUUAUGGAGAAUUAGUAAAUGACCUUUGGGCCGGUAAUGCAAAGAGUAUAGCACCUCUCAAAUUAAGGUGGACAAUAGCAAAAUAUGCACCAAGGUUCAAUGGUUUCCAACAGCAGGACUCGCAGGAGUUACUGGCUUUCCUUCUUGACGGCCUACAUGAAGACCUAAACCGAGUACAUGAUAAGCCGUAUGUUGAACUGAAAGACAGUGACAGCAGACCAGACGAAGAAGUUGCCAAAGAGGCCUGGGAAAAUCAUCUACGUCGCAAUAGAUCCAUAGUUGUAGACUUAUUCCACGGUCAAUUGAAAUCGCAAGUGCGUUGUAAAACUUGCGGGCAUGUUAGUGUUCGAUUUGACCCCUUCACCUUCCUUUCACUUCCUCUUCCUAUGGAUAGCUCAAUGCAUGUUGAAAUUAUAGUGGUCAAGUUAGACGGAUCCGUACCAAUGAAAUAUGGUCUGCGUUUGAACAUGGAUGACAAAUAUCGAGUGUUCAAGGGAAAACUUGGUGAACUUUGCAAUAUUCCUGUUGAUCAACUGCUCUUGGUGGAAAUAGGGGGCGCUAUGAUCAGAGGUUUUCCGUUAGAAUCUCAGAAGAUUCGUACAUUACUAGGAGGAAUCUUGUAUGCAUAUGAAGUCCCUGCUCCUCCCCCUGAUGCCAUCAGCUGUAAAGUCAGCCCAGAUGUCACAACCCCCACUCAAAUAGGUUUACCCACAAGCCCUAAUACAUCUUUACCACCAAUCAAUACCACCAACUCAGAGCAUCUGGUGGUGUCUGCAACGCAGUCUCCAUCUCAGAGCCCAACGCCAACUCCGAAAAACAUACAAGUUUCAUCACAGGCUAAGCCAAAUGGUAGCAUUCACCAGAACAAACCGAAUGGAAAGAUACCAGCAGUAAACAGCUCAAGUACACCUGUGAAACAGCACAGUAGAAACCCUAGCAAUGCCAGCAGUGUAGGGCAGUCUCCAACUCAAACGCAACCUGUAGAAUGGAUAAUUGUAGCAAUGCAUCGUAAAAUGAUACGUAUGGAUGUAUACUUCCUUGGAUGGCAGAAGAGUCGACCGGGAUUGUUUGGCACGCCUCUCAUUUUGUCCAAUCAUAAUGGUGUAACGAAUUGUGACCUUUACGAUCAGGUGUGGACACAGGUGAAGAGGUUGGUGAGCUCCCCACCUCCCUCAGAAGUAAACUCCGGUAACAAGAACCAUGCUGAGGAUGGAGACAGCUCCAGACAGUUUUACCCAUUCACCUUGAAAGCUGUACAGAAAGAUGGUCUCACAUGUGCUUGGUGUCCAUGGUACAGGUUCUGUAGAGGAUGUGAAAUAGUGUGUGACUCUUUGAAGUUUAAUCAUGGUACUACAUACAUUGCUGUGGACUGGGAACCCACAGCGUUGCACCUUAGGUACCAAUCAUCUCAGGAAAGGGUAAGG